This is a messenger RNA of Plasmodium fragile, 606 nucleotides long. RefSeq lists its product as uncharacterized. Lineage: Eukaryota; Apicomplexa; Aconoidasida; Haemosporida; Plasmodiidae. The record is from RefSeq and is a predicted model, not a curated record. The transcript has 2 exons. Bases 1 to 606 code for a protein of 201 amino acids. Gene Ontology annotation, molecular function: catalytic activity.
AUGGAGAAAUACAAACAAAUCCUGGCCAAACUAAAAUGGCACAAAAAUAGAACCUGCGAAAAGUACCAAUUUGGAAUGUUCGAAAUUGAUAAGCGGGAGGUGUUCAUAACGACGGAGCAUUCGUAUGGAUUUGUAAACAACAAGCCACUCCUACCAGGCCACAUCCUCCUAACGACAUUAAAAAGGAGAGAAAAAUAUAACGAUCUGGAAAUAGAAGAAAUAAUAGAUAUUAAUUUAUUGUCAAAUUUUAUGUGCCAUGUCAUGGGUGCCUUACACAAUACCACCAAUUUCUCCAUAGCCAUACAGGAUGGGAAGGAUGCGGGGCAAACUGUGGACCAGGUACACAUUCAUAUAAUACCGAGAAAAAGCUCCGACUACCAGAAUAAUGAUAACAUAUAUAAAGACAUGAACAGUUUGAAUUGGGGAUACGGACGGGAUGUUGUGUGUGCCGCAUGCAACAAUGUGGUGAAGAUACCUGCGAAGGGACCAGUGGAGGAGACCUUCAAGUUGGAAGAAUUCAACACGGCCCUGAGGUCCAUCGACGAAAUGGAAGUAGAAGCAAACACGAUAAGGUCUUACAUCGAAACCAAUUUUGCGUCAUCCUGA